Molecule: messenger RNA, 6189 nt
Organism: Polistes dominula (European paper wasp)
Lineage: Eukaryota; Metazoa; Arthropoda; Insecta; Hymenoptera; Vespidae
Gene: Hel89B
Product: histone acetyltransferase 1
Molecular function (GO): DNA binding; TBP-class protein binding; ATP binding
Source: RefSeq, a predicted model, not a curated record
UCUGAUUGGUUGAUAGUCGUACGAUCUAUCUUAUAUCCGCCAAUAAGAGCAAAAUAGAGGGACAAAACCCAGGUUCACCAGCAAUAUGGCUGUCAGUAUAAAUUUGAUGCUUCUAACAUGCGUUUCUCUCCGAAAUAUUUGGCAAAUGGACUCACUUUUAUUAAAUUUUCAUUAAAUGCGCGAUGUGAUGUAACUUUUGUUCAAUUUCAUGAGUGGGAAACUGCGAUGAGUAUUGGUUGAAACCUACAAUAACGGAAGAUUAUUAUUGUAUUUUUAAAUAGAUACCUUAAGUGGUUCUCAUUUGAAACAUAAUCAUGACAUCGAGGUAAUGUAUUUACGGUUAGAUAGAUUAUUUAUAUUAUUAGAAACUGGCACAAAUGCAGUAACCAAAAGAGCAGCAGCCCAGCAACUUGGAGAAGCACAAAGAUUACAUCCUCAUGAUCUUCAUCAUUUAUUAGCUCGAGUUUCGACUCUUUUAAAGUCUCCGCAAUGGGAUACAAGAAUUUCAGCUGCGCAUGCAGUGCAAGCUAUACUUACACAAGUUCCUCCAUGGAAUCCAGACCCGAUAGAAUUGUGCCAGGUUAAGGUUGAAAUAAAUGAAGACAAACAACGAAUAACUAGUAAUAAAUUGACCUUGGAAAAUUUUGAUAUGGAAAAAAUCUUAGCGCGCAGUUCUCAUUUAACUGGAUCAGAGGGAAGCGAGUAUGAUUUGAUUGUACCGGAAGGUGAAAACAUUAAUCAACAGAAUCAAGAGAAGAAAUACAUUACAGAAAAAUUAGGUUUAAAUCCACGAUUGACUGGCAUCGAUACGUCUGAACUAUUUACUUCGGAUGAUCUCCUACCUUCAGUGUGUUCUCCUGUUUCUGAAUCGUCUCAUAAAGUACCCAUUGAGGAAACAUUGAAACAACCAGGUGGACUUAGUAGAAGAGAAAUGAAUAGAGCAAAACGCAAGGCACGACAGACGGUGUCAAAACGAUCACGAGAGACUGAUGAUCCACCGGAUAACGCAUCGACACUGGAAACGAUAGCAAAUAAUAGUGGAGAUGUAAAUAAAAAAGUUAAAUUAGAGGAAGUAAUCUCAUCAAAUACAGGAUCUAUUGGCAGUGCAUCAAAUGAAAUUGUAAAUGGCGUGCCAGAUGGAACUGGUUGUUGGCCAGAAUCUGUUAUCGACUGGCCCUUAGAAUCAUUUGCAGAAAAUCUUUGUCAAGAUUUAUUUAGUCAAAAGUGGGAAGUGCGUCAUGGUGCGGCCACUGCUUUACGAGAACUUGUACGUCUUCAUGGAAAGGGUGCAGGAAAGUCUCGCGAUCAAACAAUACAAGAAAUGAAAGAAAGCCAUUAUCAAUGGGUGAUCGAUGCAGCGUUAAGACUUUUAUGUGUAUUGGGUCUCGAUCGUUUCGGUGACUUUGUAUCUGAUCAAGUAGUUGCACCUGUUAGAGAAACAUGUGCACAAGCACUUGGUUCUCUUUUGCUGUUAAUACCAAAAGAUAAAGAUGACAAAAUCACUAAUAAUGGCAUUAUGGGAAUAGUUUCAAUCAUAUUGAAACUUUUAGAAUAUGAUGAAUGGGAAGCUAGACAUGGCGCUUUGCUAGCAUUAAAAUAUUUAUUGGCAGUACGUGAUGAUCUAUUAGAUGAAGUAUUACCAAAAGUAUUUCCUGCUAUCAUGAAAGGUCUUUCCGAUCCAGUAGAUGAUGUAGGUGCAGCAGCAGCAAGUGCACUCAUACCAGUAGCAUCAGCUUUACCAAGAUUAUUAAAGCCUCCAGAAUUGGAAGCAAUAGUGAAACAACUUUGGCAAUUACUACGUGAACAGGAUGAGUUGGCAGCUGCAUGCAACAGUUUUAUGGGUCUGCUAGCUGCUAUACUUUCUUUACCUGCUGCACGUGCUUGUAUUACACCUCAACCAUUAGCACAGGUAUUACCAAGAUUAUGGCCUUUUCUUAGCCAUUCAAGUUCAAGUGUACGUAAAGCUACAUUACAAACAUUACAAACAUUAACUGGAAAUGACGGUAAUCUGGGUGAAGAUAAAAAAGAAAGAUGGGGUCCAGGAGGUGGAAUCAUAUUACAACAGGCUUUACGUCAUGUAUUUCAACGUGUGUUAAUCGAGCAUGUUACAAUGAUCCAAGAUGUAGCCGUAUGCGUCUGGGAAAAUCUAGUCAUACAGAGUGAUCUUGAACUUCUAUUGCAUGCAGCCUGUCCCUUAGUUAGCACAUGGUUGUGUUUGGCUAUGCAACCGGAGCAUGUGCCAUUUAAUCCAAAUUUAUUAAUGACUAUAACUUCUGGCAAGGGUACAAAAAGUAACCAUCAAAUAGGCGGUAACUGCGAUGGGAUGCAGUCAGACUGUAGUAGCAAUGGUGGAAGUAAUAGUAUUAGUGGCAGUGUCAAAUCUUCUACCGAGCUAAAAGUAUACAUUGGUGGAAUUGAAACUGUAGCGCAAAAUCUCAGACACGCUAAUGUGGUACAAGCACGUUGCAAGGCAUCUCGGAUGCUUGGACUUUUAUCUCAUUAUAUAGUUCAACCGGCACCAGGCGUCAUUUAUACACCAGACAUUCCUAGUCCAGCUGUUUGCUAUGCUAAAGUAUUACUGCCACAUCUUAAUUCACGAUCAGCUUUACAACGAACUGUGGCUGGUCUUACUAUGUCUCAUUGGGCUGUCGUCGAAAAAUCUAAACCACCUGUUAUACCUGAUAUACUUCAGGAUCGACUAUUUCAAUGUUUAACCGAAUGUAUAUUUUACGAUGAGAUAGCUACAUCUUUUACACGUGUAUUACACGAAAGUCGUGAUUACAUAGCAACAUUGAAACAUUAUAAAUUGAAUGUACCCGUAGAAGUAGAUUCGUCUGGUGUACUAACUUUCGAUCAGAUCUCAAUACUCGCUGGAAAACCUAUUUUAGAGCUUUGUGCCAUCAGUAAUGCAACUGGAUCAUCUAGCACAGUGCCCACCGUUGCCGGUAGUAAUGGUAUUGGAAUUAAAUUGAAACCUAAAUUGGUGGACAGUUUAGAAGAAAGGAGACGAGCUUUGGAGGUUGGUGCUGCUGCAACAGCAACGCAACAACAAUCAUUAAAUAUUAUGUCGAUGGCUGCUUUGGCAGGAGCUGCUACUAUGUUACAUUGUUUACCAGAAACUCCACAGCCAUUAAAUCCAAUCGUAAAACCGUUAAUGGAAGCUAUCAAACGUGAGGAGAACGAAGAAUUGCAAAAAUUAGCAGCUAAACAUUUAGCUCAUCUCGUUGAUCUUUGUGUAAAUAGAAAUCCUUCACCAAAUACAAAAAUAUCAACUAAUUUAUGCACAUUUUUGUGUUCGGACACUGAAUUUACACCAAAAGUAGCAAACAUAAAUGAACAUGAUACCUUUGAAGGUAUUCUUACGUUAAAUAACAGGCAUAAGCAUGCAGAAAGAGUAGUUUAUAAUCGUGGAACAGGAAGUGGAAGUGGUAGUGGACGUGGACCAGGUAGGCCACCAAUUACUGAAAUUCCAUUAGAAGAAUUAUUUGCUUGCGAAGAACCUGAAGCAAAAGCUGCUAGAACACGACGUCGUGGAGCUACCUUAGCUCUUACAUCAUUAGCAAAAUUAUUUGGUGCCGAAUUACCUUCACGCUUACCACACCUUUGGGAUUUAAUUUUGCCAAGUGUAUUAAGAAAAGGAUCAGAAGAUCCUCUUCCUAAGGAUUCCCAAGAAAAAGCUAAUCAACUUAUUUCUGGAUUACAAGUACUUGAAAUUAUGGCACCAAAUUUACAUUCUUCUUUACUGCCACCAGCACUCGAGUGUUUACCUCGUUUGUGUGAUCUAUUAGCACACCCUUAUAAAGCUGUUAGACAUAUGGCAGCACGAUGUAUAGCUAUAUUAGCUAGUGUGGAUGCAGAUAAGGCAAUGCAACAUGUAAUACAUAGUGUGAUACCAUUAUUAGAAGCUAGCAGUAGAGAAAGAAAUCCAUCAUCUAAAACUCUUACAGCCCCAAAUGAAAUAGAUUUGAUGAGACAGGGUGCUGCUGAAGCAUUGGCCUGUAUUAUCGAAACCUUAGGCGUCAAUGUCAUUCCAUAUUCGGUACUUUUUAUGGUACCUUUGCUUGGUAGAAUGAGUGAUCAAAAUCAAGCUGUUAGAUUAGUUUGCAGUGCAACAUUUGCAACAUUAGUACAAUUGUUACCUCUUGAUCCUGGUGCGAUUGCUGAUCCACCUGAUUUAAUAGAAGAGAAGGCUCAAGAAAGGAAAUUUUUAGAACAACUGUUAAAUCCUCGCAGUAUACCAGAUACAGAGUUACCAAUUCAUGUAGAAGCAGAAUUACGUAGUUAUCAACGACAAGGAUUAAAUUGGUUGAAUUUCCUAAAUCGUUAUCAUUUACAUGGUGUUCUGUGUGAUGAUAUGGGUCUUGGAAAAACCCUACAAACUCUUUGUAUAUUAGCAUUGGAUCAUCAUCGUAAUACACAGGCACCACCUAGUUUAGUAGUGUGCCCACCAACUUUAACAGGUCAUUGGGUCUAUGAAGCAGAAAAAUUUUUCCAAACUGAGGAUCUUUCAGUUAUUCAAUACGCUGGAACACCUCCAGAACGUGAAAAAUUAAGGCCACGCCUUUUACAACACAAAAUGGUUGUAUUAAGUUACGAUAUUGUACGAAAGGAUAUAGAAUUCUUUGAAGCACUUCAAUGGAAUUAUUGUGUACUUGACGAAGGUCAUGUGAUAAAGAACGGCAAGACUAAGAGUGCACAAGCAGCUAAACGUUUACAUGCUAAUCAUAGGCUGAUAUUAUCUGGUACACCAGUACAAAAUGAUGUACUUGAAUUGUGGUCUCUCUUCGACUUUUUAAUGCCAGGUUUUCUUGGUAGCGAGAAACAAUUUGCGGCUAAAUAUUCUCGUCCUAUUUUAGCUUGCAGAGAACCUAAAGCUGGCCCUAAAGAACAGGAAGCUGGUGCUUUGGCAAUGGAAGCUCUUCAUAGACAGGUAUUACCAUUUUUACUAAGACGAAAUAAAGAAGAUGUACUACAAGAUUUACCACCUAAAAUCACGCAAGAUUAUUAUUGCGAUCUAUCACCAUUACAACGUACUCUUUAUGAAGAUUUCCGUACACGACAUUCUGCUGCCUUUACCUCUAAUGUUUCAUGUACAUCUGCAAAUGAUCCUCAUGGUGGUCAUGUCUUUGAAGCAUUACGUUACUUACGUAACGUAUGUAAUCAUCCUAAGCUAGUAUUAAGUCCAAAGCAUCCUUUGUAUCAAUCAGUUUGCAAUAUGAUGAAACAACAGCAAACUACUUUAGCUGAUAUCGAACAUGGAGCUAAGUUGCCAGCUUUAAAGCAAUUGUUACUAGACUGUGGUAUCGGACAAUCUAAUCAACAAAGUCGGAAUUCAGCAUCAGCCAGUUCCACCAAUGAUAAUCAACAUACUCAGCAACAAUUAGUGAGCCAGCAUCGUGCUCUUAUAUUUUGUCAAUUAAAAGCGAUGCUUGAUAUCGUAGAAAAAGAUUUACUUCGAACUCAUUUACCAACAGUAACAUAUUUGCGCCUUGACGGAAGCGUACCAGCUACUCAAAGGCAUUCUGUUGUUUCACGUUUCAAUGCUGAUCCUUCUAUAGACGUUUUAUUAUUGACUACUCAAGUUGGUGGUUUAGGAUUAAAUUUGACAGGCGCUGACACCGUCAUUUUCGUCGAACACGAUUGGAAUCCUAUGAAGGAUCUUCAAGCAAUGGAUCGAGCUCAUCGUAUCGGUCAGAAGAAAGUUGUCAAUGUAUAUCGUCUUAUAACUAGGUCUACUGUUGAAGAGAAAAUUAUGGGAUUGCAGAAGUUUAAAUUACUUACCGCCAAUACUGUGAUUUCUACAGAAAAUGCUUCUUUGGAAACUAUGGCUACCGAUCAAUUAUUAGACUUAUUCUCUUUGGAAAAUAAUAAAGGGAUAAAAUUAGAUAAUCAAGAAAAUAUUGGAGUAUCUAAAGUAUCUUGUGUACAAGGUGUUAAUCGGUCAGUACUUGAAAUAUUACCUGAACUUUGGGAACAACAACAAUACGAUGACGAAUACGAUCUUGAUAUAUUUUUAACAACUUUAAAAUCUGAACCUCAAUAACCAGCAACAACAAUAGAAGCAGCGUUUCUCUAAUAAUCACGACUAUCGUUGAUAACAUUAUCUAUUUCACACAAGUAUAAUUAUUUAGUAAUUGUACAUAAAUUAUAACAGAUGAAAUUUAUUGUAAGAAAGGAAGAAAAAGAGAA